Messenger RNA from Chenopodium quinoa (quinoa), 1935 nucleotides. RefSeq names its product purine permease 21-like. The coding region runs from base 248 to 1636 and encodes 462 amino acids. Gene Ontology annotation, molecular function: purine nucleoside transmembrane transporter activity. Gene Ontology annotation, cellular component: membrane. The record is from RefSeq and is a predicted model, not a curated record. NCBI's taxonomy places the organism in Eukaryota, Viridiplantae, Streptophyta, Magnoliopsida, Caryophyllales, Amaranthaceae. The transcript has 3 exons.
AUAGAAUACUCCGUACAACCUAAUUUUUCUCACUUAAUUUACUGCUCGUAACCAAUUUUUGCCAAUAUUGAUGAAUGUCACGUCGUUGCAAAUAAAUUGAAACGGGGUAGUAUAAAAGUACACUACCCUAGUAUCAUUCGUUGUGGCGGAGAAGCUGUUGCUUUCUUUCUUAUCUUACUCCACUACUUCUCACUCUACACUCUUCUUCUCUAUUAUUAAUUGCAUGUGAGGCUUUACCUUCUCAACAAUGGCGUCUAAGCUUUCGACGUGUUUUCUCAGCCAUGGAUUGAACGGGGUGAAUUCUAAACAAUUCAAUGUUCGUUUGCUCGAUUUAACUCGUCGACAUCAAUGCUUCAAUCCCGCUUCUUCUAAGCCUAAUUUCAGACUACAGGUAAAUAAAAUCUCUCCACUAGUGCCCCGAAUAUUUGCAAACCAGCAAACAAGUGGUGAAGCAGAUCUGGAAUUUGAGAAUCCUUCUAAUGAUGGUGUUUCAAGCUUGAUUAUACCCCAGAAUGAUGUUUACGUCAGCAACAACAAACCAGGAAUAGUGCCUCGGUCUGAAGAUACCACCAGCUCAUCAAGUUCAUCACAACAGCCAGGGUUAAAGUGGUGGAUUGUUAUUGUGUUCUAUAUAGUUUGCGUCCUUCUUGGGCAGUCAGCAGGUAUGAUACUUGGAAGAUUUUAUUAUAAUGAAGGUGGGAAAAGCCAAUGGAUGGCAACACUGGUGCAGUAUGCUGGCUUUCCAUUGCUAUUACCCUUGUACCGCAUCUUUCCCAAGAAAUCAAUCCAGAGUCACAAACCAAUUAAUGAGCUUUCUCCUCUCAAGACUGCAUCAAUAUACCUAUUCUUUGGGCUAUUUGUAGCAGCAGUUGGUAUGAUGUACGCAAUAGGACUGCAAUAUGUACCUGUCUCUACUUUCUCGCUCUUAUGUGCAUCCCAGUUGGCCUUCAAUGCAUUAUUUUCUUUCUUCAUAAAUUCUCAGAAGUUCACACCUUACAUAAUUAACUCUCUUGUCCUGCUUACCAUCUCAUCUGUCUUACUGGUAAUUCAGUCUGGUUCUUCGGUUCCUGAAGGAGUUUCCAAGGCUAAUUAUGUCUUUGGCUUCAUUUGUGCUAUUGCUUAUCCAAUGGCGUAUGGAUUGUUACUUUCUUUAACAGAGUUUACCUUCCAAAAAGUAUUCAAGAAUGAUAGUUUUGAAGCGACUUUGGAUUUGCUUCUUCGUCAGUCAUUCAUUGCAAGUUGUAUUGCAGUGGUCGGAAUUUUAGCUACUGGGGACCUGAAAUCUGUGAAAUUAGAGAUGGAUCAAUUUAGGUUUGGAAAAUUGUCAUACGUGAUGACCUUAAUUUGCACAGCAUUGAGUUGGCAAGUUUACAAUAUUGGCUUAUUUGGAUUGAUCGUGAGGGUGUCAUCGCUGUUCUCCAAUGUCGUCUCUACUUUAGGAUUGCCGAUUGUUCCAGUGCUAGCAGUGAUCUUUUUUAGCGACAUAAUGGAUGGAAUAAAGGUGGUGGCCAUGUUAUUGGCCAUUUGGGGGUUUAUUUCAUACGCCUAUGAUCAAUACCUUGAUGAGUGUAGUAAAACUAGAAAGGUAGACCCAACUCCGUCAUACGCAACUGGAGCUUUGGAGUACAAAAACUAGUUUGAACAACAGGAAGAUAGAAGAUGAUACUCUUUGAGUUUUCAGGUCUUUAGUCGAUCUCAUUUGCUUGAUCUUGAUCCUCUAAUUGGCUGAUCUUUACCUCUUUUACUUGAUAGCUCAAUCAAUGACGUGCUGGUAAAGGUGGAUUUCGAGGGUGCAGCUUCUUGUUUAAGAUUUAAGUUUAUUUGUUGGAGGGCUUAAGGCCUUUGUAUUUUUGUAGACAAGUGAUCCUAUAGAAAAACAGUCUUUUCUUGGCUUUGUGUUAAAUUACAUGAUGGUCAUAGUUUCUUUUUCGUCGA